This is a messenger RNA of Orbicella faveolata, 567 nucleotides long. RefSeq lists its product as uncharacterized. Lineage: Eukaryota; Metazoa; Cnidaria; Anthozoa; Scleractinia; Merulinidae. The record is from RefSeq and is a predicted model, not a curated record.
UGCGAAGUUGAGCUGAGUUCAACUUCGCAGGCAAGCCGGCGGUUGUCGGCGAUGAAAAUAUUUUAUGUGAACAUUAUCUGGACCAUCUGCGGACGCAAUGUAUGACGUAUCAACGCGAGUUUUCCUACAAUCUCUUACUUUACAGAUGGAAUGGUUGAAAAGUGCGCCAAUUCGAUUUGCAUUUCGCGCGAAUUUGAGUACGUCGGUGAUCCAUCGCAGAUGCGCCGGGAACCCACCAGAACAGGUCGCUGAACGUUGUCACUUGCAACCGGCGACUAACGUUGUAGUUUUUAAAGACAGAACCGAAAGACCUGAAAUGUUCCAUGAUGAGAAAGACAGGAAGAGCUUGGAACACGUACAAAGAUAUUCCGAGAAACCGAGAUACGAUUUUGAUGCCCGCCAAGAUGGCUCAUGGAGAAUCGAUUGGGAGAGAUCACGACAGCUGAUAAAAAAAAGAACUAAACAGGAAGAAGCCGAUCUGUUUCAACGAUCUUAUCACACGGUGUUUAGGUUUCAAACUGCAUGUUAUUUGUGAUUAACUUAAAAAUUAAUAUCUUGAUCUUAUUA